Messenger RNA from Pecten maximus, 2742 nucleotides. RefSeq lists its product as uncharacterized. The record is from RefSeq and is a predicted model, not a curated record. The coding region runs from base 1 to 2742 and encodes 913 amino acids. The transcript has 2 exons. NCBI's taxonomy places the organism in Eukaryota, Metazoa, Mollusca, Bivalvia, Pectinida, Pectinidae.
AUGACGAAGUUCUUAUGUUGCGGGUGUAUGGUGGUUUGUUAUCCUCAUCGUAACAUUUACCUCAACAACAUCUACCCCAACAACAUCUACCCAAACAACAUUUACCCAAAUAACAUCUACCCCAACAACAUCUACCCAAACAACAUCUACCUCAACAACAUCUACCAACAACAUCUACCCUCAACAACAUCUACCCAACAACAUCUACCCAACAACAUCUACCCCAAACAACCUACCAAACAACAUCUACCCAACAACAUUUUACCCAAACAACAUCGACCCAAAACAACAUCUACCCAAAACAACAUGCUACCCCAACAACAUCUACCCAAACAACAUCUACCCAACAACAUCUACCUCAACAACAUCUACCCAAACAACAUCUACCCCAACAACAUCUACCCAAACAACAUCUACCUCAACAACAUCUACCCAACAACAUCUACCUCAACAACAUCUACCCCAACAACAUCUACCCAACAACAUCUACCCCAAACAACAUCUACCCAAACAACAUCUACCCAACAACAUUUACCCAAACAACAUCUACCCAAACAACAUCUACCCAAACAACAUCUACCCCAACAACAUCUACCCAAACAACAUCUACCCAACAACAUCUACCUCAACAACAUCUACCCAAACAACAUCUACCCCAACAACAUCUACCCAAACAACAUCUACCUCAACAACAUCUACCCAAACAACAUCUACCCCAACAACAUCUACCCAACAACAUUUACCCAAACAACAUCUACCCAAACAACAUCUACCCAACAACAUUUACCCAAACAACAUCUACCCAAACAACAUCUACCUCAACAACAUCUACCUCAACAACAUCUACCCAACAACAUCUACCCCAACAACAUCUACCCAAACAACAUCUACCCAACAACAUCUACCUCAACAACAUUUACCCAAACAACAUCUACCCAAACAACAUCUACCCAAACAACAUCUACCCCAACAACAUCUACCCAAACAACAUCUACCCAAACAACAUCUACCUCAACAACAUCUACCCAAACAACAUCUACCCCAACAACAUCUACCCCAAACAACAUCUACCCAAACAACAUCUACCUCAAACAACACCUACCCAACAACAUCUACCCAAACAACAUCUACCCAAACAACAUCUACCCAAACAACAUCUCUCCCAACAACAUCUACCCAAACAACAUCUACCCCAACAGCAUUUACCCCAACAACAUCUACCCAACAACAUCUACCCAAACAACAUCUACCCAACAACAUCUACCCCAACACCAUCUGCCUAAACACCAUCUACCCCAACAACAUCUACCCCAACACCAUCUACCCAACAACAUCUACCCAAACAACAUCUACCCAAACAACAUCUACCCAACAACAUCUACCCAAACAACAUCUACCCCAACACCAUCUCAUUUACCCAAACAACAUCUACCCAAACAACAUCUACCCAACAACAUCUACCCAACAACAUAUACCCAAACAACAUCUACCCAACAACAUUUACCCAAACAACAUCUACCCAAACACAUCUACCCCAACAACAUCUACCCCAACACCAUCUACCCAACAACAUCUACCCAAACAACAUCUACCCAAACAACAUCUACCCAAACAACACCUACCCAACACCAUCUACCCAACAACAUCUACCCAACAACAUCUACCCCAACAACAUCUACCCCAACACCAUCUACCCAACAACAUCUACCCAAACAACAUCUACCCAAACAACAUCUACCCAACAACAUCUACCCCAACACCAUCUGCCUAAACACCAUCUACCCCAACAGCAUUUACCCAAACAACAUCUACCCAACAACAUCUACCCAAACAACAUCUACCCAAACAACAUCUACCCAAACAACAUCUACCCAACAACAUCUACCCCAACAACAUCUACCUCAACAACAUCUACCCCAACAACAUCUACCCAACAACAUCUACCCCAACAACAUCUACCCCAACAACAUUUACCCAAACAACAUCUACCCCAACAGCAUUUACCCAAACAACAUCUACCCAACAACAUCUACCCAAACAACAUCUACCCAAACAACAUCUAUCUCUAAAACAUCUACCCCAACAACAUCUACCCAAACAACAUCUACCUCAACAACAUCUACCCCAACAACAUCUACCUCAACAACAUCUACCCCAACAACAUCUACCUCAACAACAUCUACCCAACAGCAUCUACCCCAACAACAUCUACCCCAACAACAUCUACCCAAACAACAUCUACCCCAACAACAUCUACCCAAACAACAUCUACCCCAACACCAUCUACCCAACAACAUCUACCCCUACAGCAUCUACCCAAACAACAUCUACCCCAACAACAUCUACCCUACAACAUCUACCACAACAACAUCUACCCCAACAACAUCUACCCAAACAACAUCUACCUCAACAACAUCUACCCCAACAACAUCUACCUCAACAACAUCUACCCCAACAACAUCUACCCAACAACAUCUACCCAAACAACAUCUACCCAAACAACAUCUACCCCAACAACAUUUACCCCAACAACAUCUACCCAACAGCAUUUACCCCAACAACAUCUACCCAAACAGCAUUUACCCCAACAACAUCUACCCAAACAACAUCUAUCUCUACAACAUCUACCCCAACAACAUUUACCCAAACAACAUUUACCCAAACAACAUCUACCCAAACAACAUCUACCCAAACAACAUCUACCUCAACAACAUCUACCAAAACAUCAUGGCAACAACUUGA